This is a messenger RNA of Candidula unifasciata, 1251 nucleotides long. The record is from the annotation of a GenBank genome assembly. Lineage: Eukaryota; Metazoa; Mollusca; Gastropoda; Stylommatophora; Geomitridae.
AAUACAUUAGAAGCUGACAGUCCACGGAGGUUGUGUGUUCUUCUGCUUGGUAGCUCUGGCAACGGUAAAAGCUCUAUCGGGAACUCCAUCUUAGGAAAAGACGUGUUUAGAACAAGCUCUUCGGUGAAAAGUCCGACUCCAUGCAUUGCUAUGGACAGUGCACAAGUGGGAGACCAGACUGUCCAAGUUGUAGACGGCCCAAGCAUACUUGACGCUAAAGACGCUGAUGAGGACUUUAUAGAGCAAAUUGUCAUCGCCAUGGAAAAGUCUUUGACUCUUUGCGACUAUGCUUUUUCCGCUAUCGUAAUUGUUCUCAGAUUUGGGGUUCGGUUCACGAAACAAGAAGUGAACACAAUUAAACUAGUUAAAUCUGUCCUUGGGGAGAACGUUAUCAAAGAUUACGGCAUCUGCGCUAUAUCCUAUGGGGAUAAUUUUGAACAUGCAGUCGAAGAGGCUAGGGAAGAUGGGCAGUUGUUAACGUUUGAAGGCUGGUGUCGUGAACAAAGUGGAGAAGUUAAGGCUUUGUUUGAGGAGUGUAACUUCAGGUGUGUCCUUUUUAAUAAUAGGACAAAAGAUGAGAACACGAAGAAUGCACAAAGACUGGCAUUUCUGAAAAUGGUAAAUCCAACGAAGCCCUACUCAAAGGAAGAGUUUCUGAAGGCACAAACAAGUCUGAAUAAAGAAAUAGGUACAGAGAGGUUGAUUCACGAUCUUGAGGAACAGACGCAGAAAAUCAUUGAUAAUACCAGGAGUGGCAUACAGGAUUUGUCUGAAGAUAGUUCGCUUCAGCACAUGGACUUUUUGUUGCAAGAUCUGACAGAUCAGCAAGUGAUCCUUCGUGAACUAGGAAUGAGUUCUCCAAAACUCAGGGAGUUGAUAAUUUCAAUGCAACUUCUGGAGACUGAAAUACGCUCCAAAAUGAGAAAGAAAAGUCUAGUGGAAGACAAUAUGAGUCUUACAACUCCCCUAUUCAAAAGCAAUUCUUCACCAACUUAUCCUAAGUCAACGUUUCCCUUAUCAACAUAUGGCUGCUGUGAACAGGGUUUAUUGUCUCAUGAAUAUGCUAGAGGUAUGGGAACUGGAUCAGGAAACAUGGGUUAUACACCGCCUGUUAACGAUUGGGAAAUGGUCCAAAAUGAAUCCAACCCAUUUCCCACGGUUCGUGGUCACAGGGGUGUCCCCGCUUCUGGUUGGGUGAAAAUGCUGGAAUACAUCUGGAAGAGUAUAAUGCGGUAUACUACGAAACGUUAG